GCACUUGCGUACUUUAUCACUCCCGCCAUUUUGAGGAGUGUGAAAUAUUUUCUCUAAACAAAAUCUCAGUAUUUCUUGCAACAUUGUAUCUUUGCAGCUUUUUUUUUUACAUAAGAUCUCUACAAGAUUUUUAAAAAUUUACCUGUCGUCUAUUUUUUGCACCUGGUCCCUCUAAAUCCCUCUGUUUUGGCCAGAGAAUCCCAACAAAGAUGGCCUUCCCAGGCAGUUAUACAGCGAUUGCAGAGAAAUUUGUGGAGCAUUAUUACAAUUAUUUCGAUUGUGUGGAAUUUCGAGGCCAUUUAAGAGGAGUCUAUCAUGCACAAGCCAUGCUUAUAUUUGAAGGUGAAAGUAUUCAAGGACAAGAUAACAUAAUGAAAAAAAUAACAUCGUUGCCAUUUAAAACAAUCAAGCACGUUGUCACAAAGUUGGAUGCUCUUCCUACUACCACUGGUGGAAUUUUAAUCUUGAUCACUGGCCAGCUGCAAGCUGAUGAUGACAAACCAUUGUCAUUUAGUCAGGUAUUCAAUCUACACUAUGAGGGAGAGUCUUAUAGUAUAAUUAAUGAAUUCUUCAGGCUGUCAAUUCAUAAUAUCCCUGUUACAUAAAUUUCUGCCUUUUUUUUUUUCUUUUCAUCAGUUAACCAAAACAAAAGAACAAAAAAAAAAACUCUUUAAAAAAAAAAAACUGGACAAGACUUUUAAAGAUGAAAUUGUUUUAACUGAUUUCUUCUCUUGUCUCUAUGGCUGGUGCUGUGAUGCAUGUAUUCCAGUCAUCAAAGACAGAAAAAAAAAAAAAAGCAAAACAAAAAAACAUCCGAAAGAUCUAUUUGCUUCCUCUCUAUUUCAGAUAUUUAAAUUCUCUUGAGUUACACCAUUAGACCUUAUGGCUUUUCUUAGCCGUUUUCUCCACCCACUCCACAUUUAUUUUAGAAAUUACUUUGUGCUCAUUUUGUCCACUAUUUAAAAACAAAAAAAAAAAACAAAUAGAAACAACAACUAUUAUCAGAAUAGAGUAAUAAAUACUAUAAUGUUAAUGAUUUUUUUUAACCUCUUUCUCCCUCUUUAUUUCUCACAUUGAUCUCAUCAGUGUAACCAGCUGAGCUGCUGUUGCUGCUGUUCACAUAACAUUACAAACAUCUCUAAUAACUUUAGUUUCAGCUCUCUCUAUCCCACCUUACUAUACACACACACACACAGACACACACACACCUCAUGUAUGCUGCUAUUUAAUUUCUCAGGCUCCAACUUGCUGCCCUGCGGACUGAAUCAAGCACAUGUGAUUUCUUAAUACCUUAAAGGCUGCACUUUGUAUUAUAGUACUUUUGUAGACAAUACUUUCCGCCCCCAUCCCCUCCACUACCUCUAUGGAACUAUUUUCUCAAGCCUAAAUUAAACACACCUUCAUUCUAUUUUUUAUGUUUUUUUGUUAUUUUUCCAGUAACUGCUUUAGUUAGGUGUUGUUUAUAGUUUUUCUAUCCUCAGAAACUUCCUUUUUUAAAUGAACCCCAAAAAAUGGUAGAGCUUUAUAUUGAUUUUUACUUGUACAAUUUUUUUCUAUCAGUCUUAGAUUUGUUAGAUUAUCAAAUAUUUUUAAUUACACAAGUGGUUUUGGAUUUACAUUUAUUUUCUCGUUUUAGGAGCAGACAAGUUGGUAGUUCAAUUGCUAAAACAUGAUGUAAAAAGAUCUUCAAUAUAGGUUUUGCAUACAUUUGUUAGGAAGGGCUCAUUCAAUCUGAAGUACCCUUUUUUUCUCCUUUUUCUAGUAUUUUGUGAAACCUUAAUUCUUUAAGCUUUACAAAUACUGAGGAAACAUAAAGAUAUCUAUUUUAGCCAUAAUUAAGUUACCUAUAGUUGAUAUGUCACAAACAACCUCUAUGUUUAAUUUUCUCAAAAGAGCAAAGUGACUAAUAAUAUAUAGAUAGAUAGAUUAUGAAAGCAAUAAGCACAAAAAGACUACAACACAGGAGGGAUAAGCUUUUAAAAUGUGUGUUGGUUUUAACACUUAAGAGGAAGAGAAAGAGUUUUGAUGUUUUGGAUGCUAGUCUUUCAUCAGAAGAAAAAUAAAAUGUGAAUAAGAAGUGGUUGGCAAAAAAUUGGUGAGCAUGUUAGGGGCCAGGCAGUCAUGCAGUUCUAAGGGAGGUGAUGUUUAGAAGGGACACCCCAUCUCUCCCAUUUUUUUUCCUCAUUCAUUCUCCUUUAUUUAUCCUUUUUUUUCUCCUCAUGAAGGACUAGCAUUCAAAACAGUCUCUUUCCCUUCUUGAAGUGUUUAAUCAAUACAAUAUUAAAACUUGUCCUUCCCAUAUUGUCUUUUAUCCUUUUUUUGGUCAUUGCUUUCAUAAUAGAUUUUUAACUCUUAAUGCAGACCUCUCAUUUUUAUAUUGAGACAUAUGCAUAUGUAUGUAUAUACAAUACACACAUAGCUGGUAUCUAGGUGCAGUAUAUGCUAGGAGAAUACAUUUCAAACAAAUACUCUCAACACAUUUCAAAUGUCAUAUUUAGCUGGAACCAGUUUAAUUUCAUAAUGUCAUCUUUCUAACAUCUCCAGUGGAAGUACAUUUUCACUCAGUUAUGUUAUGGCCAUCACACAGACAAUCCUCUCUUUAAGGUAAUUAAACCACAAGGCAUAUUUCAAUAUUUGAGUUAUGUAAAUGACAAUUUAGGAUAAGUAAAGUAUAUGAUGUAAACCGUCCCACAAUAACCUGAUUUUCUGCCAGAUCUCUUGCUGAGCUGAACACACACACACACACACACUCACAUGUAUGUAUGUAUACAUACACAAACAUAUAAUAUAUUGGGUGAGAGGUUUCUUUUAUCCAGUUGCUGGCUGUGAAAAGCUACUGUUAUAUAUCAACUUCACCAUGGUAUUCUGCACCCAAAUGUAUAACAAUAAAAACAUUGUCAUUUGAACGUUACAUGUGCAGCAAACAAACAAAACAUACAAUAAUUUCUAUGUGUAUGACAAUGUCUAUCCAUUUCUUGUACAAUGAUUUCACAGAUUGUAUUUUUGUUACUCAAAAAGUGACCGGUUCUGUUUUGGUAACAACUCAUUCUCUCUACUCAGCUUCUUGAUCUGUGUUUGAAGUGGUGUACCAACAUCUUAUUAUCAAUAAUGGUUUAACAGCUUUUCCAUCUGACCAUUUGUCUAUAAGCUACCUUUGUCCUCUUAUACUAUGUUAAUCACAGUUUAAUGUAAUCAUAAAUUUUGAGUUUUAUCAAAUGUACACUGACAACAACAACACUCAUAUAAUAUUUUUAUCAACAAAUUAAAAAUCACAUAUACA
Messenger RNA from Octopus bimaculoides (California two-spot octopus), 3280 nucleotides. RefSeq lists its product as uncharacterized. The record is from RefSeq and is a predicted model, not a curated record. NCBI's taxonomy places the organism in Eukaryota, Metazoa, Mollusca, Cephalopoda, Octopoda, Octopodidae. Gene Ontology annotation, biological process: nucleocytoplasmic transport.